Papaver somniferum (opium poppy) is the source of this 573-nucleotide messenger RNA. Its product is annotated as reticuline oxidase-like. The record is from RefSeq and is a predicted model, not a curated record. The coding region runs from base 1 to 573 and encodes 190 amino acids. Lineage: Eukaryota; Viridiplantae; Streptophyta; Magnoliopsida; Ranunculales; Papaveraceae. Gene Ontology annotation, molecular function: oxidoreductase activity; FAD binding. The transcript has a single exon.
AUGAUGUGCAGAAGCUUAACAUUACGUUUCUUCUUAUUCAUUGUUUUAUUACAAACAUGCGUACGAGGUGGUGAUGUUAAUGAUAAUCUCCUCUCGUCAUGUUUAAACUCCCAUGGUGUUCACAACUUCACCACGCUAUCAACCGAUACAAAUUCCGACUACUUCAAACUGCUGCAUGCAUCCAUGCAGAACCCGUUGUUCGCGAAGCCUACGGUAUCGAAACCGUCGUUUAUUGUAAUGCCCGGCAGCAAAGAAGAAUUAUCGAGCACCGUUCAUUGUUGUACAAGAGAAUCAUGGACUAUUCGACUGCGGAGCGGCGGUCAUAGUUAUGAAGGGUUGUCUUAUACUGUUGAUACACCUUUUGUGAUUGUUGAUAUGAUGAACUUGAAUCGAAUUUCCAUUGAUGUCGUGUCGGAAACAGCUUGGGUUGAAUCCGGUGCAACACUUGGAGAACUCUACUAUGCGAUUGUGCAGUCGACGGGAACACUGGGGCUUACUGCUGGUUGGUGUCCGACUGUUGGUAGCGGAGGACAUAUAAGCUGUGGUGGUUUUGGUAUGAUGUCGAGGAUGUAA